This is a messenger RNA of Alternaria alternata, 1679 nucleotides long. Its product is annotated as RNA-binding domain-containing protein. Gene Ontology annotation, molecular function: RNA binding. The annotation marks the transcript as partial. The transcript has a single exon. Lineage: Eukaryota; Fungi; Ascomycota; Dothideomycetes; Pleosporales; Pleosporaceae. The record is from RefSeq and is a predicted model, not a curated record.
CCUAAAGUAUUGAUACGCAACAUCACCCACGCUACAAUGUCGAAAGAUACUGAGAUGCUUUCUGCCGACGAAGUCGCCGUCGCUUCAAAGGAGGAGCGCCGCGAAAAGAAGAAGGAGAAAAAGGAGAAGAAAGAGAAGAAGCGCUCGAGGACAGAAUCGAACGCUGAGGUUGCGCAGGCCGAUGCCACCGAAGAUGAAGCGGAGACACCAGCGAAAAAGCGCAAACGUGAGAUACUUCCCGAAGAGCUCGAGAUCGACAUCAGUCUUCCCGAACCCGCGUCAAAGAAGGCCGCUCGUAAAGCAAAGAAGGCGAAACUGAACCCGACACCCGCCGCCGACGUAGAUGGACCAGAAGCGGUUGCGAAGAUAGACGGGGCGGCGAGAGAGGAUAAGGACACGGCUGCACAGCGCUCAGCAUAUGGCGUCUGGAUUGGUAACCUGCCAUGGUCUGCCACCAGGGAGACACUGCGAAAGUUCUUGACCGAUAAUACUGAGAUUGCGAGUGAGCAAAUAACACGCGUCCACAUGCCCCCACCGACAAAGCCGACUCCCGCCAAUUGGACCACCAAGCCCACGAACAAAGGCUUUGCAUAUGUGGAUUUCUCUACAGAGCUGGCAAUGUACUCAGCGAUUGCUUUGACAGAGACGAAGAUGGAUGGACGCGCGCUACUCAUCAAGAACGCGAAGAGCUUUGACGGACGCCCAGACAAGCCCAAAACAGAGGAGACUCAAGACACCCGUGGGGGCAAGGGUGCUAAACCAGGCCAUCCCCCGAACAAGCGCAUUUUCGUGGGCAACCUUUCCUUCGAUGUUACAAAGGAAGACCUUGAGGCACACUAUGCCCCAUGUGGAGCGAUCGAUAACAUUCAUAUGGCAACAUUUGAAGAUUCAGGCAAGUGCAAGGGAUAUGCUUGGGUUACUUUCGGCGACGUGGAAGCUGCAACGGCAGCGGUCAAAGGCUUCGUAUUCAAAGAUCCAUCUGCGUUCAAGAGCAAAAAGGACAGGGAUGAGAGCAGUGACGAAGAGGACGCCAAUAAACCCGUAAAGCAAAGGAAAUGGCUAGUCAACAAACUGAUGGGCAGAGAGUUGCGUCGUGAAUUUGCCGAGGACGCGAAAACGAGGUAUGAUAAACGUUUUGGCAAGGCCGAGCCUGUGGACGGAGUCAAUCCCGACCGAUGGAAGAAUUUUGGCAACGACGGAGAUCAAAGAAGAGGCAGAGGUGGUGGCAGGGGUGGUGGCAGAGGUGGCAGAGGAGGUAGAGAUGAUAUGGGAAGCAGGCAAGAUAGAGGAGAGGGCAAUGGCGGACGGGAUUUCAAGCGCAAGGUUGAUCCGAGAACCAUCAAGAGUGGUGCAGCGCAUUCGAAUGCGCCGAGAGCAAGUCAAGCUAUUGUGGAAUCGCAAGGGAGGAAGACUACCUUUGAAUGAGAGUAUACUUUGUAGUCAGGCCAAACAUAUAGGAUACCCCACAAGUAAGAGCUAGUCGCCAUGUACGGCAGGUAUCUCGCUGCGUGUUACAAGACUGGAAGGCGCAUGGUUACACGUAUUAAAGUCUCCUUCUACCUACGCCUUUUGUCGCUCUCAAUACCCUGAUACUAUUGUCACGCUCUGAUAGCAGCUAUCGCGCUACCCUACUCACCGCAGUGUUACACCAUCUGUAUCAAUUCUUAUCAACACUAAAU